AUGAAACAGACUACCGCAACUUUCACCGUCGUCGUGACAUUCUGCCUGCUCGCCGGAGUCAAUGCCUUCACCCUACGCCAGCAAAAGAUGGUCAGCAUCUUCGCCCUGGAGUGCAUGGCCGAGACGGGCAUCGAUGCGUUGUCGGUGUCGAAGCUGCGCGACGGUGAUCUAACCGCCAACGAUCGGACGGCGAAAUGUUUCAUGAAAUGUUUCUUCGAGAAGGAAAGCUUCAUCGACGCGGAGGGUCAGUUGCAGCUGGAUGCCAUUGCCGGGGCACUGGAGAAGGAUUACGAGCGGGCGCAAAUCGACGAAAUGCUGGUGAAGUGUGGCGUGCAGAAGGAGGAUCCCUGUGAGACUGCAUUCCAUGCGUACGAGUGCUACCAUGACUACUAUCAGAACCAAUAA
Molecule: messenger RNA, 405 nt
Organism: Anopheles coustani
Lineage: Eukaryota; Metazoa; Arthropoda; Insecta; Diptera; Culicidae
Product: general odorant-binding protein 56d-like
Exons: 2
Coding region: 1-405 (134 amino acids)
Biological process (GO): sensory perception of smell
Molecular function (GO): odorant binding
Source: RefSeq, a predicted model, not a curated record